Molecule: messenger RNA, 1125 nt
Organism: Closterium sp. Yama58-4
Lineage: Eukaryota; Viridiplantae; Streptophyta; Zygnematophyceae; Desmidiales; Closteriaceae
Source: the annotation of a GenBank genome assembly
AUGGGCGCUACUCACCCUAACGAGUCGCCGAUCCCGUCGCCGCAUCGCCACGAGUCGCAGAAGCGACGUGCGAAUCCGUACAUCGUCGCAGGCGCGUUGCUAGUCGUCGCAUUCCUGGCCGUCCAGUAUAAAUCGUCGCAAUCAUGCGACGCGGAGCUGCAGCUUCAGCGACAGGCUCCCGACGACACACCCAACCGUCUAUCCUCGUUACAGCCAUACUACGCUAAGGCGCAAAGCGAGCUCGAUUCGGAGCUGUGCCGAGCGGAAGCGGCGUACGCGGCGAAUAAGGCGCGUCGCGUGGCGUCGUUUCGCGGUCUCCUGCAGCCGGCCGUGCUGUCCGUUGCUGAUAUGCUGACUAAGGCCAUCGCUCCCAUGUACCCCUGCCCGCGCGAGCAACGGCUGGGCGUGUGGGGGGAAGGCGGAAAGUGGGUGUGCAUGCUGCCAACUGCCUUUCAAACCAAACCCGUUGUGUACAGUGUGGGCAGCAAGGAAAGCUACUCGUUCGAGGAGGAUAUUGCCAAAGCCACGGGCGCCGUACCGCUCACCUUCGACCCAUUCAUUCCCCAAGGGGCGCAGCAACGCAUGCUCGCCCUGCCCUUCCUUCGCUACUUCCCCGAAGGCCUCUCGGGCAGAGUGAAACUUUUGAAGAACAGGAAGAUGUUCCCGAACUACACCUUUUCGACCCUGCCCGAGCUCAUGGCCACGCACACCACAGACUACAUGGAUGUGCUCAAGAUAGACUGCGAGGGGUGUGAGAUUGAGACGUUCCGAGCUCACAACACGGACUACAUGGAUGUUCUCAAGAUAGACUGUGAGGGGUGUGAGAUUGAGAUGAUCCGAGACUUGGAGCAGGCCAUGGGGGGAGAUUCCGGGGCCGGGCUUGUGCGGUUUGGAGGGAAGCUUCCCUUCGGCCAGCUGCUGGUGGAGUUUCACAAGAUCCAUGUUCCUAAAGUCACGCUGCCGCUCAUCUACGCAAUCGAGAAUCUUGGAUACCGUAUUUUCCACAUCGAGAUGAACCCUCUCUGUUCCAAGUGUAUGGAGGUGAGCUUUAUACACGAGAGCCUGGUGCAGCCCUCUAAGGAGGAUGCCUGUUAUGUGGAUGAUGGCAACGGGGUACAGCACUAG